This is a messenger RNA of Astyanax mexicanus (Mexican tetra), 1900 nucleotides long. RefSeq names its product zona pellucida sperm-binding protein 3. Gene Ontology annotation, biological process: binding of sperm to zona pellucida; positive regulation of acrosome reaction; egg coat formation. Gene Ontology annotation, molecular function: acrosin binding. The coding region runs from base 150 to 1451 and encodes 433 amino acids. Gene Ontology annotation, cellular component: extracellular matrix. The record is from RefSeq and is a predicted model, not a curated record. Lineage: Eukaryota; Metazoa; Chordata; Actinopteri; Characiformes; Acestrorhamphidae. The transcript has 8 exons.
AGACUCAGUUCUAAUCGUUCUCAUCUGUGAAACAAACACAGCAGGUCUGAUUUAGUUUUCUUACUAAUAUGGGUGGAGCUUAAUUAAUUUGCCUCCUUUAAAAGCUGUGGUCAGGGCUGUUUCUUUAAUGUAGCUCAUGUUGUGCAGUCAUGAGUUUAAACCAAGUGCUGUGGGGAGUGCUGUUAGGGUUUCUAAUUGUUUACUGUAAAGCUGAGUUUUCUGAAUGGAAGCAGUUGAUACAAUAUCAGGACCCAGUCAGAGCUCAGGAGUUGCCACAGCCGGUGUGGGGAGCUGUGCAGGAUUCGCUGUUGUUAGAUAUCUGGCGGCCUGUUCAAGAGAAAAUUUAUCUUCAGUCCAAGCAAAGGGUACAGGGACCUAUUCAGAAGCUGGCAUGGCAUUUCCCCCUAGUUCCAGAAACACCUAGACACAAAAUAGAUGAGAAUUUUCAGUUGCGGCGGCCCGUACGAGCAAAUAGUGUGGCUGCUGACUGUGGAGAAAACGUAGUUCACGUGGAAGUUAAAAAGGAUCUGUUUGGAACUGGAGAACUGCUAAACCCUUUGCUUUUCAGCCUUGGUGGUUGUACUGCAACAGGGGAGGACUCGGAAACUGAGGUUCUCAUUUUUGAAUAUGACCUGCAGAGCUGCAAUAGUUCAUUAACAAUGACUGAGGAUGAACUUGUCUACACAUACACCCUAAUCUAUGCUCCAGAGCCCAUAGGUGGAACACCAGUUGUAAGGACAGGUGGUGUUGCAGUUGGCAUUGACUGUCAUUAUGCAAGGAAGCACAAUGUGAGCAGCAAAGCCAUCUUACCCACAUGGAUACCAUUUUCAUCUACAAUGGCAGCUAAGGAGCUUCUGUUUUUUUCCCUUCAGCUCAUGACUGAUGACUGGCACUUUGAAAGGCCAUCCAACCAGUAUUUCCUGGGUGAUCUGCUGAACAUUGAAGCCUCUGUGGCGCAGUUCAACCAUGUACCUCUACAUGUUUUUAUAGACAGUUGUGUGGCUACAGUAGACCCUGAUGUAAACACAACGGAGAAUUACUCUUUUAUUGAGAACCAUGGGUGCUUGAUCGACACAAAGAUCACCGGUUCUAGGUCUCAGUUUAUGCCUCGUGUUCAGGUGGACAAGCUUCAGCUUCAGCUGGAGGCGUUUAGAUUUUUGAAUCAAAGUGGUGACCUGGUCUACAUCACAUGUUUGUUAAAGGCUACCACUGCUUCUGCUCCCGCUGAUGUGAAACACAAGGCUUGUUCGUACACUUCUAAUGGGUGGACUGAGGCAAAUGGAGGUGAGGCUCAAGUUUGUGAUUGCUGUGACAUGAGUUGUAAUACCAGGAACAGGAGGAACGCACCUAAUGCAGAUUUGUGGCGGGAAGCAAGAGUCUCUCUGGGCCCAAUCUUAAUAAAAGAAGAAACCCUAAUUGACCAUGAGGACAUUUCAAAGGAUUACCAGUGAAGUUAAAUAUUUAACUAAAAUGUUUGGUAUUUUAAAUUAUACAGAAUGUGGAUAUUUUUUUUUGCCUUUAAACACUUGUUUGCUGUAAUAGGAGUUUUUUUUUUUUUUUUUGAAAUGACAUGGUAUUUUUAAGAUUCUGUUGUUCAAAAUUUAAGGAUAAGGUUAUGCUGUCAGUUUCUCUUGGUCAUGAUGUAAACUGUAAUAAGCCUAUCUUCUAAAAGAGUUGGUGACUUAAUUUAGAUUCCGAGACUGUUUAAAAACAGUGUCAGGACACCUCCUAAUCCCUUAUGAUCUGCUAUAAGGGACACAAAUGUUUUUAAGCAUCUUAAUUGUUAAAAGCCAAAUGUGAAUCUGUAUGCAUUUAAUGUAAAAUGACUGAAUGCAUUAAAAAGGCUUAUUAUAGUAGUGUACAGUAGAGCUGUUGAAGAAUAAAUAUGCAUCAAUAUGUA